AUGAUGAAGCUGCUCCUCCUUCUCAGCUUGGUGGCUCUCUCCCAAUGCCUUGUGUCCAAGGUCACUCUGAGGAAAGGCAAGUCCCUGCGGAAGGCCCUGAAGGAACAUGGCUUGCUGGAACACUACCUGAAGCUCAACCCUUACAACCCGGCCAGCAAGUACUUCCCCUCGCUGGCUAGCACGGUCUCCUCUGAGCCUCUGACAAACUACAUGGAUAUGGAGUACUAUGGCACCAUCUCCAUUGGCACCCCGGCCCAGGAGUUCACUGUCCUGUUCGACACCGGCUCCUCCAACCUGUGGGUGCCCUCGGUGUACUGCUACAGCGAGGCCUGCACCAACCACGACCGCUUCAACCCAGAAGACUCCUCCACCUUUGUGGCCACCGACGACACUGUCUCCAUCCAGUAUGGCACCGGCAGCAUGACCGGAAUCCUGGGCUAUGAUACUGUUGAAGUUGGGAGCAUCACAGUUAGCAACCAGAUCUUUGGGUUGAGUGAGACAGAGCCUGGCGAUUUCUUCUAUUACACCCCCUUCGAUGGCAUCCUGGGUCUGGCCUUCCCCAGCAUCUCUUCCUCUGGAGCCACCCCUGUCUUUGACAACAUGAUGAGCCAAGACCUAGUGAGCGAGGACCUCUUCUCAGUCUACCUGAGCAACGAUGACGAGAGCGGCAGCUUUGUCAUGUUUGGUGGCGUUGACUCCUCUUACACCACUGGAGGCAUCACAUGGAUCCCUCUCUCUGCUGAAACCUACUGGCAAAUCACCAUGGAUGGCGUCACCAUGAGCGGGGAGACCAUUGCCUGCGCGUCCAGCUGCCAGGCCAUCAUCGACACUGGCACCUCACUGUUGGCUGCUCCCAGCACUGCCGUCGCCAACAUCCAGGAUGCCCUUGGUGCUGACUCCAACGGCGAGAUCAGCUGCAGCAGCAUCAGCAGCCUGCCCGACGUUGUCUUCAACCUCAACGGCUAUUCCUUCCCUGUGCCUGCCAGCAGCUACAUCUUGGAGAGCGAUGGGGUUUGCAGCCUUGCCUUCGAAGCCAUGGACGUCUCCACCGAGUCCGGUGACCUCUGGAUCCUCGGUGACGUCUUCAUCCAUGAGUACUACGUGAUCUUCGACAGGGCCAACAACAUGGUAGGCCUGUCCCCUCUGUCCUGA
Molecule: messenger RNA, 1152 nt
Organism: Tinamus guttatus (white-throated tinamou)
Lineage: Eukaryota; Metazoa; Chordata; Aves; Tinamiformes; Tinamidae
Product: pepsin A
Biological process (GO): proteolysis
Molecular function (GO): aspartic-type endopeptidase activity
Source: RefSeq, a predicted model, not a curated record